AUGAGAAAACCAAAAAUCAACCGCAUGGUUCUGGCCAUGUGCUUGGGAUCCUUCGUCAUGCUCAUAUUCUACUUUCAGAGUCAUUUGAAACCAGGUUUAGGACAGGACAGUGGGCAGGCCAGAGGACCCAGGAAAUCAGUCAGGAGUCCCCUUCAAGCCCUCUACACCACUGACCCUACAGAACUGUCUCCACUUCAGCUGAUGCACCAAGGUCGGCGCGAGCUGGUAGAAGAUGUUUGCCAAUCCUACAUCCGUAAACGCCGUGUCCUAGUUCCAGAGGACCUAAAGCACCUGAUUGUUGAUGAUAAUCAUGGUCUGCUUUACUGCUAUGUGCCUAAAGUCGCUUGCACGAACUGGAAACGUGUCUUGAUGGUCCUGACAGGUGAUUCAGGACGAGACCCACUUCAGAUUCCCGCUAAUGAGGCGCACAUCCCCGGCACCCUGCGCACUCUCUCUGAGUAUUCGACCUCUGAGAUCAAUUACCGCUUACGAAACUACCUGAAGUUCGUGUUCGUGCGUGAGCCCUUUGAGCGACUGGUCUCGGCAUACCGUAACAAGUUCACACGCAGCUACAACACGGCCUUUCACAAACGUUACGGCACCAAGAUCAUCCGGAGGCACCGGGCCGAGGCGAGUCCUGAGGCGCUGGAGCGCGGGGACGACGUCUCGUUCUCUGAGUUUGUACGGUACCUGGUAGACCCGGGUACACAGCGCGAGGAACCUUUCAAUGAGCACUGGGAGCGUGUGUACUCACUAUGCCACCCCUGCCUCAUACGCUACAAUAUUUUGGGCAAGUACGAGACGCUGCAGCAGGACUCCAGAUACGUACUCAAGCUGGCUGGUGUCGAUGAUGAGGUCACGUUUCCCAGCUCGGCCAAAAACACACGAACAACGGCGGAUGUGGUCGCCAGCUAUUUUAAGGACAUCAGCCCAGUCUAUCAGAAAAGGCUGUACAACCUUUACAAGAUGGAUUUUCUACUUUUUAACUACUCGAUGCCUGACUACCUAACACUCACAUGAGGCCUGGUGCCUUUUACCAGCACAAAGAGACCAAAAGGUUUUAUUAGAUUUUUAUUUUUUAUGGUAUCUGUGAAUGCUGAUUUAUCCAUUAUGUUUUAGUUCAAAGGAGAUUUUGUGUUGUUGGUUUUUCAGUCUUAUACUAAAAUAUUUUUAUUUCUAUUUUAUCGUACUGUUAAGCCCGUGGUCAUACUAACUUUUUGUCAGUA
Molecule: messenger RNA, 1226 nt
Organism: Trichomycterus rosablanca
Lineage: Eukaryota; Metazoa; Chordata; Actinopteri; Siluriformes; Trichomycteridae
Product: carbohydrate sulfotransferase 11-like
Exons: 3
Coding region: 1-1020 (339 amino acids)
Biological process (GO): carbohydrate biosynthetic process; proteoglycan biosynthetic process
Cellular component (GO): membrane
Molecular function (GO): sulfotransferase activity
Source: RefSeq, a predicted model, not a curated record